GAAAGGUUGAACUGCAAACUAGUUUUAAUGUUGAUGGGAAGCAUAAAAGUACCAAUCCCAUUGAAUUCUUGGUUGUUGAACCAGAUUGGCCUGGGCCUGAUUUAAUGUUAGGAAAACCAUGGUUGCAAAAAAAUGAUGCAACAAUUAAUAUGUGUAAUAACAAGCUUUCUAUACAUGAUAAUUUUGCAAUCCCAAUUGUGAAAAAUAGUGAAUCCGAAACUGAACCUGAGACAGUCUCAUCUCCUGAACGAAGCUUUGAUGAAAAAGAAUGGUUAUUGGUUAACCAAUUGGCCAAAUCGCAACUUCUCAAAUGUUUGCAACAUCAAAAAAGGAGUUUAAGUCAAGAUACUAGUACCAGGGGGUCUUUUCCUUCAGUUGAAGAAAUCAGAAAAUGGGUGCCUGUGCAAGUUGUUGGCUUCUUAGAGUCUGGAGAUGAAUUAUGUCUUACUAAUAAUGACAUCAAAAUGGUCAAGAAAAAUAGGUUCGCUGGUAAAGACUUUCUUCUUUUGAAAGAAGAAGAUCUCUGUUAUAUUGGAUUAUCUCUUGGUCCAGCUAAAAGAAUAGCACAGUUAAUUAAGGCAAUUUCAAGAACAUCUUUAAUAGAUAAGCCAUCUACUAAUCUUCUCAAGAUUGACUAUGGUAAGCUUCUCACUACAGUUCAGUGUGGAUGUAAACUAGGUGGUGCACCAUUCUUGGUUGGUUCUCAACCACCGCCUAAUGACUCAUUGUGGUCACACAUUAAGGAUCAAGGGUUUGAGGUGAAUGUGUUUGAUCAGGACAUCAUAAGCCAUUGUGAGAAGGGGGCUGAUAUAGCACUUGCGUUAUCAGCAGCAGAAAUGAUCACAUUAAAUGAUCCUGGUAUUUUAAUUAUUAUUGCUGGAGAUAGAGACUAUAAACCUGUAGUAAAACGAGCACUGGAACUCAAUUGGACUGUGGAGACAUGGUUUUGGAAUUUAGGACCUGACCUCAGUGAGAAGAACCAAGUCCUUGAAGUUACUGAUGGCAACUUCAUUCGAAAUUUGAAAAAUGAAGAUGUAUUAGAAUGGUUUAAUACUUUAAACUUGUUCGGUUGGUGGGAAUGGGAUGGUUAUAGGGCUGUGCGAUUUUACUUUAAUAAUUCGGAAAACUUGGAAGUGGUAAAAAAUUGGAUCCUGCACAAUUAUCAGGAAGUACGAGUCCAAGAAAAAAAUUAA
Entrophospora candida is the source of this 1193-nucleotide messenger RNA. The record is from the annotation of a GenBank genome assembly. NCBI's taxonomy places the organism in Eukaryota, Fungi, Glomeromycota, Glomeromycetes, Entrophosporales, Entrophosporaceae.